Sciurus carolinensis (gray squirrel) is the source of this 3485-nucleotide messenger RNA. RefSeq names its product MTOR associated protein, LST8 homolog (gene Mlst8). Lineage: Eukaryota; Metazoa; Chordata; Mammalia; Rodentia; Sciuridae. The record is from RefSeq and is a predicted model, not a curated record. Bases 167 to 1147 code for a protein of 326 amino acids. Gene Ontology annotation, cellular component: TORC1 complex; TORC2 complex. Gene Ontology annotation, molecular function: protein binding. Gene Ontology annotation, biological process: TOR signaling; regulation of actin cytoskeleton organization. The transcript is spliced from 9 exons.
UCGAUAUCUCUACGCUCCGCCCCGGCCUCUAUCGACUCGCUCCGGCUCCCCUCACCGUCCUGGACCACGGUAGAAGGCGGAGGGCGUGUAAGAUGCUUUGACCUUUGCUCCUUGCCUGUCAGCUCUCUGGCCCUGUGCAGGCUACAUUCUUCCCAGCAGCUGCACCAUGAACACCUCCCCAGGCACAGUGGGCAGUGACCCGGUCAUCUUGGCUACCGCGGGUUAUGACCACACUGUUGCGUUCUGGCAGGCCCACAGUGGAAUCUGUACUCGCACUGUGCAGCACCAGGACUCCCAGGUAAAUGCGCUGGAGAUCACCCCAGAUCGCAGCAUGAUUGCUGCUGCAGGUUACCAGCACAUCCGCAUGUAUGAUCUCAACUCCAAUAACCCCAAUCCCAUCAUCAGCUAUGACGGAGUCAAUAAGAACAUAGCAUCUGUGGGCUUCCAUGAGGACGGCCGCUGGAUGUACACAGGCGGGGAGGACUGCACAGCCCGAAUCUGGGACCUCAGGUCUCGAAACCUGCAGUGUCAGCGGAUCUUCCAGGUGAAUGCGCCCAUUAACUGCGUGUGCCUGCAUCCCAACCAGGCAGAGCUCAUCGUGGGUGACCAGAGUGGCGCUAUCCACAUCUGGGACCUGAAAACAGAUCACAAUGAGCAGCUGAUCCCUGAGCCUGAGGUCUCCAUCACAUCUGCCCACAUUGACCCUGAUGCUAGCUACAUGGCAGCAGUCAAUAGCACUGGAAACUGUUAUGUCUGGAAUCUGACAGGGGGCAUUGGUGAUGAAGUGACCCAGCUCAUCCCCAAGACCAAGAUCCCAGCUCAUACACGCUACGCCCUGCAGUGCCGCUUCAGCCCUGACUCCACGCUCCUUGCCACCUGCUCAGCUGACCAGACGUGCAAGAUUUGGAGGACAUCCAACUUCUCCCUGAUGACAGAGCUCAGCAUCAAGAGCAGCAACCCUGGGGAGUCGUCCCGAGGUUGGAUGUGGGGCUGUGCCUUCUCCGGGGACUCUCAGUACAUUGUUACAGCUUCCUCUGACAACCUGGCCCGGCUCUGGUGUGUGGAGACUGGAGAGAUCAAGAGAGAGUAUGGCGGCCACCAGAAAGCUGUUGUCUGUUUGGCAUUCAAUGACAGUGUGCUGGGCUAGGCUGUGCCCCUCAGGAUCACAGGCAGCAACUGAGCAGCUGGGACUGCCUGGUGCAGCGGCUCUAGCUGGAUGGACCUAUAUAGAACUCAGGUCAGAGUGAAACUCUGAGAUUAGCCUUUGCCCACCAGGCUAGCUGGACCUGACUGGGUUAGUCCUCCCUCUUUGCAGGCCUCUCCUGUGGGGCUCUCUCUGCUCAGCUGCUUAUCAGGAGGCCCACUGAGUCAGGCCGUACAUGCCUGGGCUGGGAGAGCCUACACUCCCUUCAGAGAGGUUGGACCUCUGGGGUUUAGAGCUUCUGAGGGGACCCAAGCUAGUGCCCACCUGCAAGUCACGUUCUUCCUCCCACUCCCUGCCCUUGUUCAGGUCCCGAGGACCCAGAGAACACCACCAUGGCCAGGUGGAAGAGUUUAUUAGUCCUGCCAGCAGCUGCCCUCUAGGUGCUGGUGACAUAGCCAGAUUGCUAGCCUGUGGGAACAGGGGAAGCCUAUGGGGCAAUGGCCAGGCUGGACCAGGCAGAGGGCUUAGUCUGGGAGGUAAUAAAAGCAGACAGACACACAGAUGUUGCUUGGGAAGCAGAUGUCAAUGCAGAGAUAGAUCAGCCGCUGCCUCUGGGGCCCUGGGUGGGAGGGAGACUCAUGAAUUUCCAAAGGGCUCCUACCCAGUUCUGUGGACUGUCCUGCGGGAGUCACACAACCUGCCCCAACUCACCCUUGGCUUGACGGGCCCAGUAGAUGGGGGUCUUUGCACAGAGGUGCUGCACUGAAGCCCCCACCUGGGCAGGGUCCACGGUGUGGCUCCCAAGCACUGCCAGCAGCUCCUGGGCAUGGUGGGUGUCAUGAUCUGGGCUGAGGGGCCCUUGGGCCUGCAGAAAGGCUGUGGUGGGCUAUGGCAUGGGUGCUUCUCUCCUGGCUGGGCGGGGCCCUCGCAUCCCACACCCUCCUGGUGGCCCCACCUUCUACUCUUGUCAGCAGCCUCAGCUAAGGGAAGAUAGAGCUUUCUGUUUCCCUGAAACCAGAGCCCCAGCUGGGCCAAACACAGGACCCUUUGUCUGGCCCUGGCCUGGUGGUGGAGCCAUGCUCACCCUGGAGGUGUUCAGCAGCAGCUGCAGGGUCUCCCGAUCUCGGGCCUCCAUCAGGCGGAGGAAGCAGGCCCGAUGCUCUGCAGGGCGGUAACAGAUGCAGCCCUGGGGAGGCAGGUGGGUGAGGCUGGGCUACCCCAGCACCUGUGGAUUGAACCCCUCCCCACCCACUCACGCUCUGCCCGUCGAACAGCACUGCCCAGCUGUGGUUGCUCUGAGGUGGAGUCACUAUGAUGGUUGCCAUGUUGUGGGCCAUGUCCACGAUGGUGGUUUGAUUGGACCAGGGAACCUGGGGGCUUGGGAAGGUCAGUCGGAGCAUCUGCAAUGGCUGCAAAUGGGAAGUGGAAGUUCAGCUAGGCAGACCAAGCAGCCCCACAGGCCACCAGCCUUGGGCUGCAGCAUUUCAACCCUCUGGUCCUCUGCUGCAAGGCCACUGUUAGGGCUUACUUUGGGUCCUGGCUCCACUGGAGGACCAGCCUCCCUGCCCCCUUCCCACUGCCCUAGUCCCUGGGCCUAAGGUGGCGCUCACCUUGGAAGGGCUAUGAGCAAACCCAAGAAGCCCUCCGGCCACAGCCCCUGCAGUGGCCAGUGCCAGCAGCAGCAACAGCAGGCCUGCAGUUCUCCAGCCCCAGUGGCAGGGCUUGGUCUUCACCUGGGAGCAUAUUGCAGUCAGUGGGGCUAGAGACCAGGGAGCCGAUUUGCUUAGGGAAGGGUCAUGGUGGGGUGGGUGGUGGUCCUUCAUCCCCUGUCCAGGGCAUCCCCAGGUCUUUGUCCCAGGAAUGGUAGAGGCACUUACCUCAGCAGGGCCAGGCCUGGGGCUCUGUGUGUGGCUGCUCCCUUGCUCCAUGCUGCAGCCCCUGCUGACAAUGCACUGAUUGUCUGCAGCCCCUUGGAGGAGUUGGCCCAGGAAAACUCAGGAUGCCUGAUGAGCCAAACAACUGUACCCUCCCCUCCUGACCCCACUGCCUCCUCCCCAGCUCAGUAUCUGAUGUCCUGGUCAAGGCCAGGACAGUCCCCUCUCCCACUGGGGAUGCCAGUCAUCAGGCCUGGUUCUUGACACCUAGCCUGUACCAUAAGAAUGUGAGAUCUGAAGGCCUCAGUGGGAACCCAGCCCAGGCCCAGCCAAGUGAUUGUCUAGUUUGAACAGAUUUAAUGUUUAUGUGAGUCUGUUUCCAGUCUCGGUUACGUCCAGACUCCCAGCAGUGGGCAUAGUAGUUGGCACUCAUGGAGCCAUCAAUAAACGCCUGUUCAUUACCACUA